CUUGCGUUCUCAUUUAAGGCACAAAGUCCUGCGGGAAGGUGCCAGAGCUGUCGUAACGCUCGUGCUGAUGCUUCUGUAGAAAUGAGAUGUGUUUCAGAGCCAAUCUGAUGUUGUGAAGAGGUCCGAGGAUUACUAACCGCGCGUCACGCACAUGCAGUGUCGAAUAAACAUGCGAUUUACGCUUUGAGUAGCAGCAAAUAAAACAUCGCCUCCGGAAAGGUCAUCGUGAUCCGUCAAUGAGAUUUCUGUUAUAAUACAUAGAUAUAUAUUUGUGAGCUGAUUUCGGAGGAGUGAGGGCGCAUCUGACGUCGAAGAAAUUUAAUUGCGUGGAGAUUUUGGAUACUGUUGCAUACUCUCGUUUCUUUUACAAGGAGCAGUUUCUCUGAGAGUGACAGCGCUCUUUGGAUUGAGGACUUAAACACUGGGGCUGAUGGCGGCUUCCUCCUCCUCUUCCUCCCCCUCCUCUGGCGGCGAUCCGGAUCCCAACUCGACAAAUUUACGGCCACCCUCCUCAAACUAUGACUGGAGUGGAGUCGCUCAUGGAUGUACGAGGAAACUUGGAAUGAAGAUAUGCGGAUUUUUGCAGAAGAACAAUAAUGUUGACGACAAGAGCCGAAUUGUCGGGGUUUUUAACGAUCAGCAGCCCAAGAGCAUUUUAACACGGGACAACGAGCGAGACCCUCGCUUCAGACGCACAGAGACAGACUUCUCCAAUCUAUAUGCAAGAGAUCUACUUCCUGCUAAAAAUGGUGAGGAGUAUACAAUGCAGUUCCUGUUGGAGGUGGUGGACAUCCUCACUAACUAUGUGCGCAAGACCUUCGACAGAUCCACAAAAGUGCUGGAUUUCCAUCAUCCGCACCAGCUGCUGGAGGGGAUGGAGGGCUUCAACUUAGAGCUGUGUGAUCAGCCGGAGAGUCUGGAGCAGAUCCUGGUGGACUGCAGGGAUACGCUCAAAUACGGCAUCCGCACAGGUCACCCAAGGUUUUUUAACCAGCUGUCUUCAGGUCUAGACAUCAUUGGUUUAGCUGGAGAGUGGCUGACCUCUACUGCCAACACUAACAUGUUCACAUAUGAGAUUGCACCGGUGUUUGUACUGAUGGAACAGCUCACCCUGAAGAAAAUGCGAGAGAUCAUUGGCUGGCCAAAUGGAGAGGGCGAUGGCAUUUUCUCACCAGGAGGAGCAAUCUCAAACAUGUACAGCGUGAUGGUGGCAAGGUAUAAACACUACCCUGAGGUUAAAAUCAAAGGCAUGGCAGCUGCUCCCAGACUGGUGCUGUUCACCUCUGAACAUAGUCACUACUCUAUAAAGAAGGCGAGUGCAGUGCUGGGUUUCGGCACAGAGAAUCUGAUCUUGCUGAAGACGGAUGAGAGAGGUAGAGUGAUUCCGGCUGAUCUGGAGGCCAAAGUCAUUGAUGCCAAACAGAAGGGGUUUGUGCCAAUGUUUGUGAAUGCUACAGCUGGAUCUACAGUGUAUGGAGCCUUUGAUCCAAUCAAUGAGAUCGCUGACAUCUGUGAGAAAUACAACAUUUGGCUUCACGUGGAUGGAGCAUGGGGUGGAGGUUUGCUGAUGUCUAGAAAACACAGACACAAGCUGAAUGGCGUAGAGAGAGCAAACUCUGUCACAUGGAACCCACACAAGAUGAUGGGCGUUCCACUACAGUGCUCCGCCAUUCUGGUGCGAGAGAAGGGUCUUCUUCAGGGCUGUAACUCCAUGUGUGCAGGAUAUCUCUUUCAGCCGGAUAAACAGUAUGAUGUCACCUAUGACACAGGGGACAAGGCCAUACAGUGUGGCCGCCAUGUAGAUAUCUUCAAAUUCUGGCUCAUGUGGAAGUCCAAGGGCACUAUAGGCUUUGAGAAGCACAUUGACAGAUGUCUGGAGCUGUCUGAGUAUCUCUACCACAAGAUAAAGAACCGAGAAGGAUAUGAGAUGGUGUUUCAAGGGGAGCCCCAACACACCAAUGUGUGUUUCUGGUACAUUCCUCCAAGCCUGCGGCUUUUGCCAGAUGGAGAGGAGAAAAGACAACGACUUCAUAAGGUUGCCCCCAAGAUCAAGGCAAUGAUGAUGGAGUGUGGAACAACAAUGGUGGGCUACCAGCCUCAAGGCGAUAAGGUCAACUUCUUCAGAAUGGUUGUUUCUAAUUCGGCUGUAACCAGGUCUGACAUUGACUUCCUGAUCGAUGAGAUAGAAAGACUGGGACAGGAUUUAUAGAGUGCACAGGGCUGGAAAUUCAGUAGAUGUUAGUAAAUUCUGUAGAAAUAUAGGAAAUGGAGAAGACAUUUUGAAGUAUUGUAUCAGCUGGACAUUCCAGAGUAUUAGACCAAUGAGGUACUCUAGAAUAAUGAACCUCUCGGAUUUCUAGAAUGUUCCACUAGGAAACUGGACAUUCCAGAAUGCAGAGGUGGUGAGCUCUUAAAGCUAUAAUUUCAUAAUGAAGGAUCAGAUUUCCUCCUAUGACAUUAUAUGUCCUCUCCUCUUCCCUUCCCCCUGUUCUCGUGUCUCCUGUCUAUUGUGUUCUUUCUAUUGUAACGCUUUACAAUAAGGUUCCAUUUCUGGUUAACUACAUUUGUUAACAUGAACUGACAUUGAGAAAUACUUAAUGCAUAUUUUAAUCUUACUUUGUUAUUUUUAAUAUUUACUAAUACAUCUAAAAUUAUUUAAUGGACCUGACCUAACUUGAAUUAGCAAUAAACAGUUGUAUUAUUAUGAACUAAUGUUAACAAAGGUUAAUGAAUACUGUUAUAUUAUAACAGUAUAUUAUAUGUUAUAUUAAUAAAUACUACAAAUACAUGUAUUUUGCUCAUUGAUCAUUAAUGUCAAAUACUUGAUCCGGAUUGGCUGAAGAAUGUUUUAGAGUGUGCAGUUUAUUUCAUUGAAACGCACAGCUAAAAUGGUUCCAAGCAGGUCUUGACGGUAUUUCAUGUCCAUAUCACUUUGCCAAAUGAUUUCAAAAGUCCUUACAGCCAACAACAGCAAAAUUACAAAAUCACACAACAACACUGACCAAACAAAUAAAUAUAUUAAACAGUAAGAUAAAAAUGACAAACUAUUUACAUGUUUCUCCCACGCUGAAAACUGAAAAGGUGCAUGACAUAUCUCAGUAGUGAGAUGGUAGCAUUGCUGUUCUUGAAGCAGUUAAACUUACAGUUCUUACAUCACCACCUUGGGUGUGCAUUAUUUUCUAAUAAUUCAACUGUCCAUUUUCAGUUAUUCAAUAUUCAAUGCAUUGACUCAUGUUAAAUAAUGAAACCUUGUUGUAGAGUGUUACCCUUUAUUUUAACAGGAAAUAUCAUACUGUACAGCACAACUGUACAUUUAAGAAAUGUUCAUGGUUCAGUUCAAGUUAAGCUCUAUGACAGUGUCUGUGAUAAAAACAAUUUGUCCCUUUCUAGAAACAAAAAUUGUGCUUACAGUAUUGCUCUCUCAGUGGAAAUUUAACAGGCAAGGCAUUGGAGUAGCAAUACCUCACUGUAUUAAAGUCACAAUUACGAUAGAGAAACCUGCAGGUCAAAUAUCAUAAGAUAAGCACUUUAUCAAAAAAAGUAAGAGACUGACUUUUUUUGUUUUUCCCCACAGACAUCCACUGUAAAUGCAUUAAUUUAAACACAAUAUUUUUGUACAGACUGAAGGACAUAGAGCAUAACUUUUCAACUGUGAACAUUUCCUUUAAAAUCCAGAACUGGUUUGAAUUCUCAAUAAAAAAGUUUAAGAAUAUACUGUAAUAUACCACCAUCUAAGAGCCAUCUGUGUGAUUGCACAAAUGCAUAACUUCUUAGCUGUUAUGUCAUGAAGAUUAACUGAAGUGUGUACCAUUUUAACAAGUACUGUAUUGACACGCUGUGUUUUUAGAAUUUAUGACUCUUUGUGUAAAUUGUGAUUGUUUGUGAAAAACGUAUAUCACAUAGUUUUACAGUAAGAAAUGUUUGAAUAGUGGUAAAGAUAUUAUUCCUCUAUUUGUAUUUUAAUUUGUAUUUUGAGAGACAGUAUUUACCUAUAUUGUUUAAACCAGUGCAUAAGAGAUUUUAAUUAAUUUAUUAACCAAAGACAUAGAACAAAGAUGAAAUUUCAUUGUCAGUCUACAUACUUGUAAAACUCUGCUACAUUAUAUGGCCAGAAGUAUGUGAACAUCUCAUUCUAAUUAAUGGAUUUUGCUAUUCCAGUAACUCCAGUAAAGACAAAUUUCAAUGCCACACCAUAAUGCCCAUCUAGAGAAGCAGUGGUGCCCAAAACAGGGUCCAUAUAUGGUUUACUAAGUCUGAUGGGGAAGACUUUGACAGUCCUGCACAAAGCCCAGACAUGAACCCCACUAAAAACAACUUUUCCAGACACCCUCAUCCAACAUCAGUGCCUUUGGCCAUAUAGUGUAUAGUGUAUCUAACUUAGUUUAAGAAAUGAAUGUCUAUCUUAAGAUAUCAAUAUAACAGAGCAUUUUCUAACCAUAGUGCAAUGAAUGCUGUACCUGAGAUUUAGUCAAUAGUAUUCAUGAAUUAAUAUAAAAAAGAACUUUAAAAAGGAAAGAAAAAAAUCUAAAAUAAAGUCUCUUAACUUUUGUUAAGAGAAAAGCACAGCGACGUCGCAGCGAUGAUCCUCCAGAAAGGGAAAUGUAUUUUAUUAGCAGCUAUAUAGUAUUAGUAAUUGAGUUUAAUUUCUUCAAUAUAGACCAAACACAAUUUCACAUUCCUAAAUCAACAAACUAUGCUAAUAUUUUGUGUACGCUUUGCUUCAGUCUGCACAGUAGAUGUAAAGCUAAUGAUCUCUAGCUUGAAGUGCCUGAGUGUUUGCUAACUAAAAAAUGAUGUGCAUUUUAACUGGCUUGCAGUAUGUGCAAUAUUACUG
This is a messenger RNA of Onychostoma macrolepis, 4834 nucleotides long. It is a transcript of the gene gad1a, whose product is annotated as glutamate decarboxylase 1a. The transcript has 17 exons. Gene Ontology annotation, cellular component: presynaptic active zone; cytoplasm. Gene Ontology annotation, molecular function: glutamate decarboxylase activity; pyridoxal phosphate binding. Bases 431 to 2209 code for a protein of 592 amino acids. NCBI's taxonomy places the organism in Eukaryota, Metazoa, Chordata, Actinopteri, Cypriniformes, Cyprinidae. The record is from RefSeq and is a predicted model, not a curated record. Gene Ontology annotation, biological process: GABA biosynthetic process.